AGAAAGUGAGGUCCCCCAUGCAUUUCGAGUCCUCUGCACAUCCUUUCGCUCCAGGUCUCUCCAAAAUCGCUCUUUGAACUUUCGAUUCGAACCCCAUCUCUCUCUCUCUCUCUCUCUCUCGGUAUUAAGUGGUAUCUUCUUCUGAAGUUCUUAGUUUGUUGAACUCGAUUCCCGCAGAGAGCGGCCAUGGUGGCCGGAAUUUCCGUCGCUACGAGCUCUAAAAUGAUCCUAAUCAAUCGAAAUCCAUUCCUCUUUCCGAAACCCAACUCCGUCAUCUGUCCCUCUUCACUCUUAUCUCCCAUCUUCUACCGUCCCCCCAGCGUUUUUCAGGCGAAGAAGAAGAUGAGCGUGACUCUGUGCUUCGUUGUGGAGGAGAAAAAGGAGGGGUUUGGUAGUACCGAUGAAGAAGAUAGCACGGAAGAGAGCCCCGAUGAGAUUAAUCCAAUUUCAGAGCGCAUGGCUGAGAGAUUAGCCAGGAAGAAAUCAGAGCGGUCUACUUACCUCCUCGCUGCGAUUAUGUCUAGUUUGGGGAUCACUUCCAUGGCUGUUGCCUCUGUUUACUACAGAUUCUAUUGGCAAAUGGAGGGAGGAGAGGUUCCUGUUUCGGAGAUGUUCGGUACAUUUGCUCUAUCUGUAGGCGCUGCCGUAGGAAUGGAGUUUUGGGCUCGAUGGGCUCACAGAGCUCUCUGGCACGCUUCGCUAUGGCAUAUGCACGAGUCUCACCAUCGACCAAGAGACGGUCCCUUCGAGCUCAACGACGUCUUCGCCAUUAUCAAUGCCGUUCCUGCUAUAGCUCUUCUCUCCUUCGGCUUCUUCCGCAAAGGCCUGUUCCCUGGUCUCUGUUUUGGUGCCGGUUUAGGCAUAACCGUGUUUGGUAUGGCCUACAUGUUCGUUCACGAUGGUCUUGUUCACAAAAGAUUCCCUGUGGGUCCUAUCGCCAAUGUCCCUUACUUACGCAGGGUUGCUGCGGCCCACCAAAUCCAUCACUCGGACAAAUUCAAUGGUGUGCCAUAUGGGUUGUUCUUGGGACCCAAGGAACUAGAAGAAGUGGAAGGGUUGGAAGAGCUGGAGAAGGAGAUCAAUCGACGGAUUAAGCUAUCACAGAAUUCCUGAUGAAAUCACAGCCGAUGGCCGAUCAUCUCUUUUCUUUUGGGGUUAGGGGUGAUCUAUAUAAAGGUGACACUGAUUUUACAGUGUUCUUCUUUUGUUGGCAACUGAAAUUUGAAAAAUAGUGAGAUACUGAAAAAAGGGUCAACCGUGUUAGUGAAACAAUAGUUUCUUACUUUUCCCUUUACCAUAUUCUUGUAUUUCAGUUUCCAUCACAAUGGAAGGAAUAUGGGAAAGAUAAUAAGAAGGUCACAUGGGAGAUCUUCCCAUUUAUACUUGUAAUCAGGAACUUUUUAUGAUAAUAUUAUGAGUUUUGUGAA
Messenger RNA from Macadamia integrifolia, 1427 nucleotides. RefSeq names its product beta-carotene hydroxylase 1, chloroplastic-like. Gene Ontology annotation, cellular component: chloroplast. Lineage: Eukaryota; Viridiplantae; Streptophyta; Magnoliopsida; Proteales; Proteaceae. Gene Ontology annotation, biological process: carotene metabolic process; xanthophyll biosynthetic process. The coding region runs from base 187 to 1113 and encodes 308 amino acids. Gene Ontology annotation, molecular function: beta-carotene 3-hydroxylase activity; iron ion binding. The transcript is spliced from 7 exons. The record is from RefSeq and is a predicted model, not a curated record.